Messenger RNA from Linum tenue, 870 nucleotides. Lineage: Eukaryota; Viridiplantae; Streptophyta; Magnoliopsida; Malpighiales; Linaceae. The record is from the annotation of a GenBank genome assembly.
AUGGAAACUAACCAAGACCACCACCCCAACCAGGCCGCCGCCGCCGCCGCGGCGCUGCGUUGCCCGCGGUGCGACUCGGCCAACACCAAGUUCUGCUACUACAACAACUACAGCCUCUCCCAGCCCCGCCACUUCUGCAAAGGCUGCAAGCGCUACUGGACCCGCGGCGGCACCCUCCGCAACGUCCCCGUCGGCGGCGGCUGCCGCAAGAACAAGCGCCACCUCAAGCACCGCCCCUCCUCCUCCUCCUCCUCCGUCGUUACGAAUAGCAGCAAUAACAUCGCCCAGCUUCCUCGCCCACCACCAACAACCGCGGAAAACCCUAGCCACGGCCAGCAGCAGUUUCGAAUCAUCGACCAGAUGAAUAACCCUCCUCCACUGUUCUACGGCAAGCAGAGCAACAACCCUCCUCCUCCUCCUCAUCCGUACGACGACCAACUGGCUAGUAAUAAUUCCUUCGCGUCCAGCGGCGGCGCCGCCUUCAACUACACCGCGGCGGCGGGUUCCUUUUUCGGCGGCGGCGGCGCUUCUAAUAAUAGUAAUGAUAAUUCGGCGAUUCUUUCUCCGACGAUGGCGACGCUGCUGGCGUCCACCCUCAACAACAAGUUCUCUUCCUCCUCGUCGUCGUCGUCGAACAACAAGAGGCUGAGCUCGGUCGACCAGCACUUCCAGGCCGCGGCGGGGUUGCAAAUGAGCAGCGGGGUGAAGCCGGAGCAGUACGGGCAGAACGGGCAGCAGGAGUGGAGUUUUAACGAUUCCGGGCAGGUGGUGGUGGUGGAGCAGAUCGGGUCGGAUCCUCAGUCGGCUUACUGGAACGCGCUGUGGCACGAUCCGGGGAAUAUUGGACCUUCCGUGACUUCCUUGAUCUAG